Messenger RNA from Gallus gallus (chicken), 7997 nucleotides. It is a transcript of the gene FAM155B, whose product is annotated as family with sequence similarity 155 member B. Lineage: Eukaryota; Metazoa; Chordata; Aves; Galliformes; Phasianidae. The transcript is spliced from 3 exons. The record is from RefSeq and is a predicted model, not a curated record. Gene Ontology annotation, biological process: calcium ion import across plasma membrane. Gene Ontology annotation, cellular component: plasma membrane. The coding region runs from base 413 to 1732 and encodes 439 amino acids. Gene Ontology annotation, molecular function: stretch-activated, monoatomic cation-selective, calcium channel activity.
GGGCGCGCAGGCGCAGGGCUGCGCGGCUCCUCAAGGUGUUGGCGGCGCGGCCGAAGAUGGCGACAGACUGAGGGCAAUGGGGCCCGGCGGUGGGUGCGGCGGAGGGGCCGGCGGGCUGGCGCAGCCCACGGGGAAGCGGAAAGCCGAGUGAGAGCGGGGCCGGGGCAUGCCCCCGCGCGGCGGGCCGGGGCCGGGAGCGGGGCCGGGAGCGGGGCCGGGAGCGGGGCCGAGCCGGCGCCGCCUCCUCCUCCUCCUCCUCCUCCUCCUCCUCCUCCUCCCGCCGCACCAUGCCACGGCCGGCGGCGGCCUGUAGGCGCGGGCAUGGAGGCGGCGGCGGAGCGGCGGCGGCGCGGCGGCCGCAGGUGACAUUGGCGGCAGCGCGGCCGCAGGACCCCCGCGCCGCCCCCGCGGCAUGAUCCGCGGCGCCUGGAUGUACCCCCGCGGGGGCGCCGGCGGCGGGGCGGUGUGCUGCGCGCCGCGCCGCAGCGACAAACCCGUGGCCGACCCCGAGCGGGCGCAGAAAUGGCGCCUCUCGUUGGCCUCCCUCCUCUUCUUCACCGUGCUCCUCUCCGACCAUCUGUGGCUCUGCGCCGGGGCCAAGCUGCGCGCGCGGGAGCGGAGCGGCGCGGGGAGGCCGCGGGGCCGAACGCCCCGAGCGCUGCAGGAGCCGCCCGCCGGCAGCUGCGAGGCGUUCCUGGGCAACCUGAGCCGCGCGCCGGGCCCCGCACCGUGCCCCGCCGCCCGCGCGGACCUGGACUCGGCGUGCGCCCGGCUGCACUCCCUGCAGCGCCUGCUGGGCUCCUUCGCCGGCGUGCCGCUGCGCUCGCCGCCCGCCACCGCCCUCUUCUCCUCGCCCUCCUCCAAGAGGAACUUCUUACAGGCGUACUUUAGGAACUUCAACCUCUCCUUUUGUGAUACUUACACGAUCUGGGACCUGCUGCGGGAAAUGGGAGGCCCGGACAGCUUGGAUUGCAGCGUGGAGAACCUGAUGGUGGAUCUGGUGGCGGCGGCGGCGGGCGCGCUGGGCGGGGAGGCGUGCAGCAGCUGUGUGCAGGCCUACCAGCGCCUGGACCAACACGCUCAGGAAAAAUACGAGGAGUUCGACCUCUUGCUGGAGAAGUACCUGCAGUCGGACGAGUACUCGGUCAGGUCCUGCAUCAGAGACUGCAAGGCUGUCUACAAGGCCUGGCUGUGCUCCGAGUAUUUCAAUGUGACACAACAACAGUGCCGACACCGGAUCCCAUGCAAGCAAUACUGCCUGGAGGUGCAGACCAGGUGCCCGUUUGUGUUACCGGACAACGACGAGCUGAUCUAUGGAGGCUUGCCUGGCUUCAUCUGCACGGGACUGCUGGAGAGCCAGCUGCCCGAGGAGGAGGCCAAGUGCUGCGAGGUGCAAUGGGACUCCUGCGACCACCCCCCAGACAGCAGCUCCGACACAUCCCCCAAAUCCACGGCGUCAGAGUCGCUCCAUUACCACCACCACGACCCCCACCUCCAUCACCAGCGGCAGAACCACUACCACCUCUACCACCACCACCAGUACCACCACUCCCCGUCCUUGCUGCCGGUCUCCGCAGGGUCUCGCCUGGGCAGCAGCAGGAUCCGGCUGUGCGUGCUGGUUCUGAUGCUCCUCCACACCAUGGUGUCUUUCUCGAGCGUGCACAGCGGCGGCGGGGGGCUCGGCCCGGAGGCCCUGCCCUCCUUGGAUGAGAGCGUGGCGCGGGACGAGUGAUGCGGAGGGCAGAGCCAACCUCCGAGAAGAAACGCCAGAUCUUUUUCCACGAAGGGGGGCACAUGCUAUUCCUCCAAUGGGAGGCACGGGAUUGGGGGUGACGCACACAGACACACCCCCACACAUACCCCCAAGAGCUGCUCGCCGCGGGGCAUCCCCGUGAUGAAGAGUCUCUAAUGCGCACAGGGCUGCGGGACUCGGCGGUGAGAAGGGUUCAGUCAGCAGCAACCAGGAGGCUCAGCGUGGGGCGGCAUGGGAUGGGAUGGGAUGGGAUGGGGAGUGGAGGGGACGGGACCCCUCGGGGGGUGGCCCCAUGGGUACCACAUGUGCCUUGGGUACCCACCAGCUACGUGCCAGGAGCGUGGAAAUCAGCCUAACCCCAUUUUCUCCUCUGUCCGUAAAGCCCAGCACCCUGUGGUCCCAAAUGGGUUUGAGGGUAUGGAGACAGAACUUCUCCGCAAACCCCUCUCUUCCCUUCUCAUCCCUGGGGAAAACCCUGCAAGGCAAGGCAGUCCCUACAUGGCCUGGCCGGGCUCCUUCUGCUGCUGGUGGUGCUGGCGGGGCUGGAGGAUGCUGUCCUAUGGUGCUGGUGGGGUUGGUGGGGCAGGAGGAUGCUGCACUGUGGUGCUGAUGGGGUUGGUGUCACUCGACCCAGCGCUCCCCGCUUUGCAACAUGAUGGUUCCAUUUACCAUCUCUUGCUUGCUUUCCCCAUGGGAGAGGCUGCUCUCGGGGAGGCAUUAGGGAGACAUAGUGAAGCUGAGGGUGUCUUCAGCUUGCAGUGGGAUCAAGACUGGUAACAAUUGGAUGAAAGGCUUCGGAGAGCAUCCUUCCAUUCUUCGCAGCCAUAAAUCAUCUACUGGAUGGCAGAAGGACUGGGUGAAGGGCUGGAGAAAUCUGGCUGGUAGGGAUGGUCUCCCACACAGAGCAGAGGCACUAAUAAGGCCCAGCUGGGGAAGGGAGUUCUCCCAAAUGCUUUUUAUCAAUAGUUGCCCCCAGAUCAGAGAACACUGAGGAGCCCACCCAGGGCAGCGGUGCUCACUCCAGCAAGGUGCAGCCUCAGUCAGUGCAGACUUUUUAUACCUGAGUUCAGCAUUUCUGGGCAUUCGGCCCCAAACAGCCACCAGGUCCCUCCCUACCACAAAGCUCCCAAAUUGUCCAUCCACCCACGGGGCUCUGCAGGCAGCAUGGAGGAGGUGGGGAAGCAGGCUGCAGUCAGCUGCAGGGUGCCAUGGUCGCAGUGUGGGUGCGCACCUGCUGCUUCUAUCCCUGCCCCUUCAGAUCAGCCCAGGGAUAGGGUUAGGGUGGCCCUGUGGAAGGCAUGGGGAUUGUCCUGCUGUGCCCAGACCCCUCUCAGGGCCCUGUGGAGCAGUGGGGAGGUUCAGGGCUGUGAGCAUUUCUGGCUCCUGGUCUGGUGAGGUGAAGCAAAGCCCAGUGUGCAGCGCUGCUUCUGAGCUGGAGGAGGGCAGCACCAGGAAACUUGCAGGAAAGGCUGCUCCCAGUGUUUCCAGCCCAUUCACAGACCAAAGAGGCUCUGAAAAGCAGCUGAAUGUGUGACUUCUGCUUUGACUUGAACCUCAGAGCUCUGGGGAGAUGUUUACACACUACCAGUUACCUGUUACCAAAGUCCUGAGGAUGCAGAGCCCAUGGACUUGUUGUGCACUGGCUGUUGGGUAGGAGAGCUUGUGCUCGCGGGAGGUGCAGAGCAUUUCCCGAGCAGAUUCUAUUACUGUUGCCACCCAGGAUGGAUAGGUAGGGCGAUUCUUGUUUGAAUAUUCACAGCAGCAUCCCUGUAUUUGCAGCCUGGUUUACACCGAGCUGGGAACUCAGACGUGCAACAGCUCAGCAAACAGGAGUGGGGCUGCUCCGAUUGCUGCGCUGCGGCACCGCGGCGGUGAAUAGCAAACGCACACAGCGAGAGCGAAGGAGGGAGCGCAGCCGCAUCCCAUUCCUCCUUAAGGAAAUGAGAUUUUUCAUGUACUGCCAAGAGUGGGGCUGAUUCCAGGCGCCUCUCCCCGAGAUAGGCUGCGCCCAAUCUGGGGGGAAGCGUGGCCCCGCGCGGUGCGUCAGCACACGGCCCUGACUCAGCUCUGCUCUUUGUCUGCCCGCAGCUUGCUGGGGGUGCUGGGCCUCUGCCCUACGGCUACACGGAGUGACAGCAUCAGGAACAGCUCGGGUGCACUGCAUUUGGGUGCAGGGAUGGGGAUCCCAGGCAGGGAGCAGCUCAGGGUGCUGCUGCGAGGGGCUGCGGCAUUACCUAGUGUGACUGCAAGGAAAGUGCUGAGUCUUCACAGAGCGGGGCUGUUGGAAGGAGUUCUUUUAUUUAGCAAGUCUGGGCUGCUGUCAAUAAGUUCUGUGGUUUUCGGGCACCAUAUGCUGUAUUCAACACUUUGCCAAUGGCGUUAAACAAAUCCAGACGCGGCUGUUCGCGGAGCAGGGCGGAGCAGCUGGGAGCAGUGCGUGGCGCAGCCCAUCACUGUAGGGCCAGCAGAUAAAAAUCUUCCCUCUGCCCUGUCACUGCAACCCCGUAACCUCCGUAUCAGCCUUCCCUUUGCUAGAAGAGAGAAGCAGAGAGCAGACCGAGUGCAGGCUCAGCUGAUACCCUUUGCAGGGCAUCCCUGGGGGAGCGUCGCCCCAUGCAGCCCAUCCUGCAGGAAUUCAGCCCACGGAGCUCCUCCUUCCCCUUCCACUCACUGAUCUGAUUUCUUCCCCCGGUGCUGGGGGUCGGGAUGGUGCUGCAGGGAGAGGUGGCCACGGCCACGGCCCGUCUGCUGCGCCAGCCCUCUGCUUUGCGCUUUAAUGUCGCUGCCAGUUGUACAAAUCAAUUAAAAAUAACUGAAGAAAAAUCCCAAAGAAAGGCCCCGCUUCCUCUGGUGAAGAUUAAUCAUUAGUUGAGCCUUUUUCUUAUGAACAUACAGAUCCAUGGUAGCCCCAGGCGAAAGAUUCCCAGGGAGAGCCCUCACCAUUCGUGCUCUGAGUUAGGGAAAUCGCUUUGAAAGCAUCUGACAACUAAAGCAGAACAUGUUGAGUAACUUGGCAACACUCUGAAAACAUCUUGAAAUGGUUUUUGUUCAACACAUUUUGCUUUGCUUCAAUAGGAGAUGUCAGGGCAGUUCAUUCACUGCCACUCAGGGCUGCGGGCGAUGCCGGGAGACGGCUCCUCUGCCUGUGUUAAAGAAGGCAAAGGACUGAAAACCCCGAUGUGUGCUGCUGUGAGCCAGGGCAGGGUGGUGCUGCCACGUUGGAGUGGCCUGGAGCUCUGCACGGCUGCCUGUGCUGCACCCUCAUCCCUUAUCCUGCAUCCUAUAUCCUACACCUCACAUCCCAUAUCCUACAUCCCGUAUCCUGCAUCCCACAUCCCGUAUCCCUCAUCCUCCAUCCCAACCACAGCAGCCCUGCCCUGUUCCCAGCUGCCUGGUUCAGCCGCUGCCCUCACAGCAUCCUCAGAUGCCCACCGUCAGCUUGCAUUGGAGUAUGAUCUGAUACGUGGCCACCACCCCAGGAAGGAACAGCCCUAGAAAUUAAGAGACACAUUCAAAACAGAAAAAAAUAUUCGGAGAAAAUGGCUGUGAAAAUCUAUGCAACCUGCCCAGCAAUUUUGUUUAUAGAUUUUUUUGAGCUGCCCUAAGAAUAUCCAUCCAUGGGAGCAUAAAUCAUUGUUCCAAGUAUAUGUAGAAUCACAGAACGGCCUGGGUUGAAAAGGACCACAAUGCUCAUCUGGUUCCAACCCCCUGCUAUGUGCAGGGCUGCCAACCAGCAGCCCAGGCUGCCCAGAGCCACAUCCAGCCUGGCCUUGAAUGCCUGCAGGGAUGGGGCAUCCACAGCCUCCUUGGGCAACCUGUUCAGUGCGUCACCACCCUCUGGGUGAAAAACUUCCUCCUAAUAUCCAACCUAAACCUCUCCUGUCCCAGUUCAAAACCUCCUGCCCUGUGUCCUGGAUCCCGGCAGCCCGGGCCCUGCAGGCUCCAUCUGGGUCAUUCCUCAAGGAUUUUGUCACAGCUCUUUGCACAGUGCUGGAUGUGUCCAUAGGAUUGGGCUGCAGCUCAGCUCCGGGUGCUGGAAAUGAUUCUGAGUGGUUCCCACCUCCUCAGCACUCAGAACAACAGCACUUCAUGGCCGUCUCAUAGCAGAGCAGGACGGCUCUAACUUUGCUUGCUGUAAACUGAAACUCCCCCCACCCCCUCCAAAAAAAAAUCUUAAUAUAUUAAUUUACUUUACAAAUUGACUUCAGCUUAUGAAAUUUGGGUUUGGUUUUGCCAUUUUUAAAUGUAUUUAUGUGGGAGCUGUCCGUGCUUGAAUUGCAAAACAAAAAGCCAUUUUGAGCCAGACGGCUUUUGGGGUUGUUCCUUUUUCUUUUCAUUUUGAAAUGUAUCAGGACAAGGCGUAUUGAUAAUUAGCACUGACUUUUUUUUUUUCACAUUCAGAAAUGUAUCCAGAACUGCCCUUUCCCACAAAACCUUUCAUUUUCCGAAAAAGAAAGAAAGAAAGAAGACAAAAAUCAAUCACACUUGUUCUGCCCGCGCAGUUGGAGCUGGUGGCGCUGGGUUCGGAGAGAAUAGCAAUUUGUCAGGAAUUCCAACCAGCCCGACUCAAAAUAGCAAAAUAGCACCCAGCCGCUUCUCGGGGCAGCGGGCUGAGCAGCGCCGUGGUGAAAGCAAACUGGAGAGCUUCCUGCUGUCCUUCCUUCCUUCCUCCAACCCUUCCUCCUCUUUUCCUUCCUUCUUCCUCCCUUCCUUUUUUCCUUCUUUCCUCCUUCCCUCCCUUCCUUCUUUUCUCCCUUAUUCCCGUCUUUCUUCCUUCCUUUCUUUCUCCCUUCCUUCCUUCUUCCUCCUCUUUUCUUCCCUUCCUCUCUUCCUUCUUUUCUCCCUUCCUUCCUUCUUCCUCCUCUUUUCUUCCCUUCCUCUCUUCCUUCUUUUCUCCCUUCCCUGCUCUCUUCCUCCCUUUCCCUCUCUCUUUCCUUCUUUCCUCCUUUCCUUCCUUUUUUCCUCCCACCCUUCCUCUCUUCCUUCUUCCUAUUUUCCUUCUUCCUCCCUUCCCUUUUUCCUUCUUCCCUUUCUUCCUUUUUUCCUCCCUUCCUUCCUCCCUUCUUCCAGUCUUUCUUCCUUCCUCCUCUUUUCUUCCCUUCCUCUUUUCCUUCUUUUCUCCUUUUCUUCCUCUCUUCCUUCCUUCCUCCCACCCUUCAUCUUUUCCUUCUUCCUCCCUUCCUCUCUUCCUUCCUUCCUUUUCUCCCCCUUUCCUCCCUUCCUUUUUUCCUUCCUUCCUUCCUUGCUUCCUUCCUUCCUUCCUCCCUCCAUCCCCAGAGCUGCAGACCUGGCAUCUCACCUGUGGCUGCAGAGAUGCUCCUGUUGAGGACACCACUGCAGUCCCCGGUGGCUUUUGGCUGCCCGCAGCCAUCCGUCCAGCCACGCUCUGUUCUUUCCCAACCCAUUGCAUCCCAGCUCCUCCUGGCCUGCAGAGCACUCCGCCAGCACUGAUGGGAAGCCCUCGAACCAGAGCAUUUUCCCACAUAUUCGUGGGAGUUUAAAUUUGGAAGGAAUUCGACCCGUGGGUCUGGCAGGGACACCGCAGGGCGCGCGUGGGGCAAAGCAAACACCGCAUUCCAGCAAGGAGCAAUCUGAGGGAGCAAAGGGGAGAGCCCGGGGGGUGGGGGUGGCCCAUGGGGGCUGAUGGUGACCGAACCCUUCUCACGCGCUUGGAGCUGUCGGUGGGUGCAGGGCCUCGACCUGCACAGGGCCCAACUGAGCGCUGCGAGGUGAACCAACCAUACUGCUGAAGUCAAAGUACUCUUUCUAAUCCCCCUGCCCGGUUUUCUCUUUCUUUCCAGCUUUCGUCCUCUGCCUCCCCCCGCCCCCCCUCUGUUCCCACCCCCCUUCUGUUUCUCUUUCUCCCCUCUGUCAUAAGAAAGUGACUGUGUCCUCGACGGGACAGUUUUCUUAUGCCAUUUUAUACACUGUGCUUCAUGUUUAGAACUUUUUUGCACUAGUUCCUAUUACAUUUAUUUUCCAAACCGGUUUGACAAAAAACAAACAAACAAACAACAACAAAAAAAAACCAACAAAAAAAAAAAGACAAAAAAAAAUACAAAACCAACCGACAAAACCAACACGAAACCAUGCUAUAAUUCCGUUGUAUUAAAAAUAUUAUCCUACUACUCUCUGUGUUCAAUAGUCUCUGUACCUGUAAUGCUUUCAGUUCUGUUGUAUCCGGGGCAGAGGUUUGCUCCGCUCCUUGUUUAACCCAGUACGGAAAUAAAAUGUUAAGAGUUGA